Messenger RNA from Chanos chanos (milkfish), 4691 nucleotides. It is a transcript of the gene sik3, whose product is annotated as SIK family kinase 3. The coding region runs from base 67 to 3840 and encodes 1257 amino acids. The record is from RefSeq and is a predicted model, not a curated record. Gene Ontology annotation, molecular function: ATP binding; tau-protein kinase activity. Gene Ontology annotation, cellular component: cytoplasm. The transcript is spliced from 25 exons. Gene Ontology annotation, biological process: intracellular signal transduction; protein phosphorylation; microtubule cytoskeleton organization. NCBI's taxonomy places the organism in Eukaryota, Metazoa, Chordata, Actinopteri, Gonorynchiformes, Chanidae.
UCAAGCGGAGGUGCAGCUGGGUCCGCUGCGGCCGGGAUUACGCACCCUACCCGACCGGCCGCAGGCAUGGGCACCCAGAACAGAGCACAGCCUUCCGCUGGGAUGAGCCACCCAAAUCGACCUGUUCAGGCCACGGGGUGCAUGACCAACCCCGGCCAUCAUCCUUCAGCCAGCAGGCCACCCCCAGCCCGAGUGGGCUACUACGAAAUUGAGCGGACCAUCGGCAAGGGGAAUUUUGCCGUUGUUAAACUAGCCACACACAUCAUCACCAAAGCCAAGGUGGCCAUAAAGAUAGUGGAUAAAACUCAGUUGGAUGAUGAGAAUUUAAAGAAGAUCUUCAGAGAGGUUCAGAUUAUGAAAAUGUUGAGACACCCUCAUAUCAUUCGCCUUUACCAGGUGAUGGAAACAGAGAGAAUGAUAUAUCUAGUGACAGAAUAUGCUAGUGGAGGAGAGAUUUUCGAUCAUUUGGUGGCUCACGGGCGCAUGGCGGAGAAGGAGGCGCGGCGGAAGUUUAAACAGAUUGUGGCGGCGGUUUAUUUCUGUCACUGCCGAAACAUAGUCCACAGAGACCUUAAGGCCGAGAACCUCCUAUUGGACCACAACCUAAACAUUAAAAUCGCAGACUUUGGGUUCAGUAACAUGUUUUCCAGGGGCCAGCUGUUGAAGACGUGGUGUGGUAGUCCUCCCUACGCUGCCCCUGAGCUCUUUGAGGGGAAAGAGUAUGACGGACCCAAGGUCGACAUAUGGAGUUUAGGCGUGGUGUUGUAUGUUCUCGUGUGCGGUGCUCUUCCGUUUGACGGCAGUACUCUACAGAACCUGAGAGCUCGUGUUCUGAGCGGAAAAUUCCGGAUUCCCUUCUUCAUGUCCACAGACUGUGAGUACCUGAUCAGACACAUGUUGGUGCUGGAGCCCAGCAGAAGGCUGUCUAUGGAACAGAUCUGUAAGAACAAAUGGAUGAGGCAGGGUGACCCUGACCCCGAAUUUGACAGGUUGAUAGCAGAGUGUGAACAGGUGAAGUCAGAGAGGGAGACUGAGCUCAUUAAUGAAGAGGUUCUGAUGGCCAUGUCAGACAUGGGGCUGGACCGAGAACGCACUCUACAGUCUUUGCACACAGAUGCAUACGAUCACUACAGCGCUAUCUACAGCCUGCUCUCUGAUAGGCUCAAGAAACACAAGACCCUACGCGUGGCUCUGCCCACACCUCGCGCCAUCAGCUACCCACUCAACGCCGUGCAGACGGAUCAGGGUAAUGCUGUCAGUAUGACUGUUCCUCAUGUUCAGCUCAUAAACCCAGAGAACCAGAUAGUGGAGCCGGACGGUUCGAUGGCGUUGGACAGUGAUGAGGGGGAGGAGCCGUCUCCAGAGGCCAUGGCAAGAUAUCUCUCGAUGAGACGCCACACCGUGGGUGUGCCAGACCCCAGAGGAGAGAUGCAGGAGGAGCUGCAGAGGUUGGCUCCUGGUUUCCAGCGGGCACCGCCUCAGCCCCCCUUCCCCACACUGGCCCCCACCAUGGCUCACAUGCACACGCUCAUGCCCACCCAGAGCCUGGAGCCCACGCAGCAGUUAGAGUACAAGGAGCAGUCUCUGUUACAGCCUCCUACUCUGCAGCUGUUGAAUGGGAUGGGGCCUCUGGGCCGCAGGGCGUCAGAUGGAGGCGCCAACAUCCAGCUCCACGCUCAGCAGCUCCUAAAGAGACCACGCGGCCAGUCUCCACUGGUCACCAUCCCUCACCCCACUGCCGUGGCUCCGGUGGAUGAGGAGGGUUCUGAUGGUGAGCCUGACCAGGAGGCAGUGCAGAGGUAUUUGGCGAACAGCUCCAAACGGCACACCACGCACGGGCCCAUGUGCUCGGGCCCCACAGCUGAGCAGCUAGGCCUCGACCCCCAGAGGCCCACGGCCGCGCGUCAGAGGGGCUGGGCCCCGGAGCAGCACUGUCGGUCGUCCUAUAAGGACUGUAACACCCUGCACUUGCCCAUGGAACGUUUCUCACCUGUGCGGCGAUUCUCAGACGGCGCGACGACUAUCCAGGCUUUCAAAGCCCACCUGGAGAAUAACAGUCUCAUCAAACAGCUGAAACAGGAGUGUGAACAGCUACAGAAAAUGUACUCUGGGCCGCAGGAUGAGAAACUACUCGAACACACACAACAGCAGCACGUCCUUUACCAGCAAGAGCAACAAAUCUUACACCAGCAGAUACAGGCACUGUCUUUGGGACAUGGAGAAAGCCAGCCCAGCCAUCUAACCCACCAGCUUCAGAGGUUGCGUAUCCAGCCCUCCAGUCCACCGCCUACACAUCCCAACAACCACCUCUUCAGGCAGCCAAAUCAGAGUCCUCCGCCAGGGAGUGCAGGGCUGCUGCAGGGUCAUGGUGCACCAACUGCGGUUCAGUACCAGCAUAACCCCGCCCUCUACCAGCCCUCCAGUGGGAGCCCGCCCCCUACCAGCCUUCCCCGCAUGGGUCUACCCAAUCAGCCGCAGCAGCAGCCUCCCGGCUCCUCCCGUGCAGCAAUGGGAUUGGCCCAAGGCCUUCCGCAGCAGCAGCAGGUGACCAUUCAGGUGCAGGAAGUGGAGCUUGGGGGCGGGGCCCAGCGGCAGGGCUUCCUGUCGACGCCGUGUGGUCACAGAGUUCUGGGGAAACAGCUGAGCGCUGACAACGCAGAGACACACAGUCGCAGUCUGGGUCGGUUCCAGGCCUCUCCAGUAUACGACCAGUCCCAGUUUAACCCUCACCUCUUCGGGGACGGCGCGCGGGGGCCGCCCAGCGUGGUGGGCAGCUACAAUCCCUACCUCCAGGGGGCGUCGCUCAAAGUCCCCGGGCUGGAGGCUUAUCAGGGGGCCACGGGGGCCGGGGGCGGAGCCACGGUGGGCGGGUACGGCAGCCCCUCCGCCCUUCAGCAGGCCCUGCUCUCCCCCACCCCGGUGGAGUACCGCUCUGCCCACCAGCACGUCACCCCCACCUUACAGGGUCUCCUCUCCCCCCGCCACUCCCUAACGGGGCACGCCGACCCCAGACUGUCCCCCCAGGACCUGGCUGCCCUGCUUAAGAGACAGAGUCCCCGACCCGCGCCCCCCUCCACCCCAGGAACCCCCCAGGACUAUGGAGAGCUGCUGCUCCUGAGGCAGCUCAGCCAGGGCGAGUCUUUGGAGCCUUCCGCACCCCCGACGGGGGGGUCUCCCGGACCCCAGCAUUACCACCACCUGCUGCAAAUCCGCACGGCGGCGGAGUGCCAGGCCGUGGCCCCCCCGGGCGCCCCCCUCUCUCACUCAGACAGCAUGGAGCAGGAUGAGUUGCCUCCAGCCUAUCACGAGGGCCUGCUGGUCAAGGCGGAGGCUCACGAUUUGCUGGCUCCGCCCCGGGGCGGGACGCCCCCCUAUUCCUCGCCCAAUCACAGACACGCCUACAUGCGAAGCGCCACGACGGCCAGAGAUUCGGGUGUGGAGCAUGGGGAUUGUAGGACGGGUGGGCAGGUUCUGGAGGAUCCAGAUCAUAACGGUGUCAGUUACGGAGUGAGGGGGGGUCAGGGGGAGGGUUACCGACCCCGCGGCCCCCUCCAACGUCACCACACCAUUCAGACCGCAGACGACGCCUACGACCAGGCUGAGAUGUCUGGAAUGAGCUUAUUGGCAGGGAAAGCGUUAAGCUCCGCCCGCAUGUCAGACAUCCUCAGCCAAUCAUCUCUGACAGGAAGCCAGCAGCUGCAUCAGAGGGAGGAGUCGGUGUGUGAUGUAGAAGGGGAGCUCCACUCUGCGGCGUGCUACCCCUCCUCUUGCACCAGCGACAUGCUCCUCAGCUACAAACCCCCUGACCUUCAGUACAGCAUGGAGCAGGCUGGAGUCUAACACAGGGAGUUGUGCAGUGUGUAAAGGUCUAUAUCAGCCACCUGUGUUCAGCUGAAUCAUGCCAAACCGCCAUAGUCUGUCUGCAGGGGGCGCCAUUCCUUCUCUGGGGGCGGGACUUCUGCAGCUGAGGGCGAGGGGAUUGGGUGAGGGAGGACAAAGGAGGGGACAAGCGCCCACAUUCGACUUCUGCACAUCCAGCGAGCAAACUUUGCCAUUGGCUGUAAACUUGUUUUGGAUUUGUUUUGUUGUUCCGUUUUUUUUGUUUUCUUUUUAGGUUUUUUUUUGUUUUGUUUUUUUCCGCUCUUCCAUCUGAUUGGAUAAUACUUUUUGGGUGCUCCCCUUCCAUAUUAGGUCACUCCCAUCUUUGGCCCCUCUGCCUCGCCCUUCCUGCCAAACUAAAACCCCCUUCCUCCCUCUCUCUUAAUGUUGCCAUAGCAACAAGCUUGCGCCGCCUCAUCAUUAAAGGCAUACACAGUCUUAUACACACACACACACACACACACACAUACAUACAUACAUAUUUCAUCAUACACAGAUUUUUACAUCUAGCCACAAACCCAAAGUAUUCACACAAAAGCCUGUGCAUUGGUGGGUGGGGGGAGGGAAUUAUUUUUGGUUUGUUUGUUUGUUUGUUUGUUUGUUUGUUUGUUUUCCUCCCCUCUGCUGUGUUCCAGUGGAUCAUUCCGGAUCGGGCAAUGAGUUAAGGGCCUAUGAGGCCCACAGUUGGAGCGACCCAUUCCGCUGGGCUGGUAGGGGUGGGUUAUGGACGAAGCUCAGUGACCUUGGGAUGGCCCAGGAAGACCAGCUGUCAUUUCUUUUUCCUCUGGUCUUUCAUUUCUUUCUUUCUUUCU